Astyanax mexicanus (Mexican tetra) is the source of this 1992-nucleotide messenger RNA. Its product is annotated as alpha-tectorin. The record is from RefSeq and is a predicted model, not a curated record. NCBI's taxonomy places the organism in Eukaryota, Metazoa, Chordata, Actinopteri, Characiformes, Acestrorhamphidae. Gene Ontology annotation, biological process: cell-matrix adhesion. Bases 178 to 1806 code for a protein of 542 amino acids. The transcript is spliced from 13 exons.
GCAGGUUUGUCUUGUUGUCGUGGUAGCAUAUUUCAGCUGUGCCUUUUCUCACCAUAUACAGUACAUAGACAGUCAAUCAUAAAAAGACAACCGAUGACUAUCUUCUUCAUUGGUGGACAGUGCACAGAGCAGCUCAGACUCAGCAGCAGGGGCUUGUGAUCUGGUGUUUCUCUCAGGAUGGGGUAUCCUCUCACAGUGUGUGUGGCUGCCCUGCUCAUCCUGAGCACAGUGGAACACACACAGCAGGCUCCCAUCAAAGUUGAUUAUUUUAAUUCAAGCUUGCUGGGAGACGAAUUGAAUUUUGCUGGUGCAAAUUUCACCAAGCUGACACUUCCUGGGGUGUUUAAAUACUUUGGAUCCUUAUACGACACAGUUUAUGUUAGCGUGAAUGGUUACCUGAGUUUCUCUCCCCUUUCCAACGUCACUGAUGUGUAUUCUGAUGCAAGUGUCAUCGCACCACUGAUGACUGACGUCACAAGUGGAGGACAUUCCUUCAAGGUGGUCAGCGAUGGUCCUUUUCUGCAACAAGCAUCAGAACAAAUUGGCAAACUGUUCCCUGAGAUCUACUUCUCCGCUAACUAUUUCUAUGUCAUCACCUGGGAGAAUGUGUCAUUUGCCAGUAAUGAAGGGGGGGCAACCUUCCAAGUCGUGCUGCUCUCUGGCGAUGACGUAUCGGUCAUUCUGAUGAACUACAAACAUGUUGAUUUUACUGAACAAGAGUGGAUGACAGGCUAUUGGACAGCAGAUGGGAUUCAUCUUUUCACCAUUAAUGAAGCCAGUAGCUCUGACCUGUCUACAGGUUCUAAUGUCAGAACACCUGGUCUCUGGGCUUUUCGUGUUGAUGGUAAAUCCUAUGGAUCUUGUGACGAUCUGAACUGUACUGAGAGAGAAGUGUGUGAUGAAAGAACAGGAGUUUAUGGCUGUGUGUGUUCAAAAGACAAUCCACGACUCAACCCAGACACUUUUGAUGCUACUGAGGUAUGUGAAAGCAGUAAGGGGACACUCUCUCUGUCCCGCUGUCAGCUCUUUGAAGCUGGAUUUCCUGCUGAGUACCUCCACCUCCGAGAUCACAGGUGCAGAGGGAAGAUCCAGGAUGACAUGGUGGUGUUCCAUUUUGACAAUGAUCAGAACGUCUGUGGCACAAAUCUUAAGAGCAAUAAAACACACUUCGUCUACGAGAACGUCAUUCAGAUGAUCUAUGGUGAGGAGUCAAAGACUGUGAUCAGUCGUCAGAGAUGGGUGAACAUUGCUUUCUCUUGUGCAUACCCACUCAUCCAGACCCUUGACAUGCCCAUGGAUUUCAAGGCUCAGAAAAGUGUGGUCAGCAAGGACUUGGAUACAGCUGGUACAUACGAGAUCUACAUGCUCCCCUUCCCCAAUGCUUCCUUCGUUGAACCUUAUCAUGGAGAAGUUACUCUUGACGUGAACCAGCAGAUCUUUGUUGCCGUGGUGGUGGACAAAGUCGACGACAGUCAGAUCGCCACUGUGCUGGAUGAAUGCUGGGCCACUCCGGAUAACGACAGCAGCAACCACAUUCGCUGGGAUCUGAUCAUAAAUGAAUGUCCUAACCCUGAUGAUGGCACAGUGGAAGUGAUUACGAACGGCGCCUCGACAGCCAGCUACUUCUCCUUCAGGAUGUUCACCUUCACUGGUGUAUCUGACAAGGUCUACCUGCACUGCAAGGUUCACCUGUGCCUGAUAAAUGGAGGCGAAUGCGCCCAGUCCUGCAGUGAUGACAGCAUUCAAGUAAGAAGACGCCGUGCUUUGGAGUUCCAUGACACGGCUGCCAUCACCAUGGGCUUCUGAUCUGCUCAUCUGAAACAUACACUGGGUUUAAGAGGGCUUUGCUGUAAUUUCUAUAAUAGUUAUCUAACGACAAGCAACAACCUUAAUCAAAAGAACCUGUUUAAAAUUUUAAAUGUAUCAAUCAGUAAACAUUUGCAUGUUUAUUUUCUCCUGUACUACUUCCUUUGAAUAAACCUCUUAAGCAUG